Molecule: messenger RNA, 3081 nt
Organism: Limulus polyphemus (Atlantic horseshoe crab)
Lineage: Eukaryota; Metazoa; Arthropoda; Merostomata; Xiphosura; Limulidae
Product: sodium/potassium-transporting ATPase subunit alpha-like
Exons: 21
Coding region: 16-3081 (1021 amino acids)
Biological process (GO): intracellular sodium ion homeostasis; sodium ion export across plasma membrane; proton transmembrane transport
Cellular component (GO): membrane
Molecular function (GO): ATP hydrolysis activity; P-type sodium:potassium-exchanging transporter activity; ATP binding
Source: RefSeq, a predicted model, not a curated record
UUGAGGAAUUUUUAGAUGUGGAUGAGUAAUUCAGUUUAUUUGUAUCAUCCUGGUACCCAUCCUCUGAACUCUUUUCAACAAUUCAGUGUCCUUCCUAAGUAUGGAAGGUCAGACAGCUACAGAGUUGCAGUCACUCCAGAUGUUCCUGAUGAUGGGAGAACCCCUGAUGGAAAGCCUAAGUCCCAGAAACAAAAGAAGGGGAAAAAAGGAAAACCUGAUCUGGAAGAUCUCAAACAGGAAGUUUCAAUGGAUCAACAUAAGAUUCCAGUUGAUGAAUUACUGGGCAGGCUGAAUACCAACUUGGAUAGGGGACUCACGUCACAACAAGCCAGGGAGGUUUAUGAACGAGAUGGCCCUAAUGCUCUUAGUCCACCUAAAACAACACCUGAAUGGGUAAAAUUUUGCAAACAACUUUUUGGUGGGUUUUCCAUGCUGUUAUGGAUAGGUGCUGUUUUAUGCUUUAUUGCCUAUUCAAUUCAAGCAGGUACUUUUGAAGAACCUCCUGAUGAUAAUCUGUAUUUAGGUAUUGUGUUAGCUGUUGUAGUAAUUGUCACUGGUUGUUUCUCAUACUAUCAAGAAGCUCGUAGCUCUAGGAUUAUGGAGUCUUUCAAAAACAUGGUCCCUCAAUAUGCAACUGUUGUUCGUGAUGGCCAGAAAUUUUCAAUACCUGCUGAGGAGGUGGUGGUUGGAGACAUUGUGGAGGUGAAAGGUGGGGACAGGAUUCCAGCAGACAUAAGGGUUCUUGUAAGUCGAAGCUUUAAAGUGGAUAAUUCUUCUUUGACUGGAGAGUCAGAACCACAGACUAGAUCUCCAGAAAUGACUCAUGAAAACCCACUGGAAACAAGAAACAUUGCCUUCUUCUCUACUAACUGUGUUGAAGGGACUGGAACUGGAGUUGUAAUUAACACAGGAGAUAGGACAGUAAUGGGUCGAAUUGCCAACUUAGCUUCUGGACUGGAAAUGGGAGACACUCCUAUAGCCAGAGAAAUUGCCCACUUCAUCCAUAUAAUUACUGGUGUUGCUGUCUUUCUUGGUGUCAGUUUUUUCGUCGUUGCCUUUAUUCUUGGAUACCACUGGCUUGAUGCUGUCAUCUUUUUGAUUGGCAUUAUUGUUGCUAAUGUUCCUGAAGGUCUGCUUGCUACUGUGACUGUUUGCUUGACUUUAACAGCCAAAAGAAUGGCUGCCAAAAAUUGUUUGGUAAAGAACUUGGAAGCUGUAGAGACCCUAGGAUCCACUUCCACUAUCUGCUCUGAUAAGACAGGAACACUGACCCAGAAUCGUAUGACAGUUGCCCACAUGUGGUUUGAUAACCAGAUCAUUGAAGCUGACACUACAGAGGAUCAGUCAGGUGUGCAAUAUGACAAAUCAUCUUCUGGUUGGAAGGCCUUGUCAAGAGUAGCUGCUUUAUGUAGCCGUGCAGAGUUUAAAGGAGGCCAAGAAAAUGUACCAAUUUUGAAAAAGGAGUGCUCAGGUGAUGCAUCAGAAUCUUCUAUCUUGAAAUGCAUGGAACUUGCUGUUGGAAACAUCCAAGAGUUUCGAAAACGUAAUCCUAAAGUGUGUGAAAUUCCAUUUAAUUCUACAAACAAGUAUCAUGUGACUAUUCAUGAAACUGAAGAUCAAGAGGAUCCAAGCUAUAUUUUGUGUAUGAAAGGAGCUCCAGAAAGAGUUUUGGAUUUAUGUACUACAAUUUACAUUAAUGGAAAAGAUAAAAUCCUGGAUGAAGAUAUGAAGGAAGCAUUUAACAAUGCAUACCUAGAACUAGGUGGACUUGGAGAGCGAGUCAUUGGAUUUUGUGACUUUAAACUCCCAGCAGACAAGUUUCCACCAGGAUAUCCAUUUGACGCUGAUGAGCAGAAUUUUCCUAUGGGUAAUAUGCGUUUCUUGGGGCUCAUUUCCAUGAUUGAUCCACCACGUGCUGCUGUUCCUGAUGCUGUUGCUAAGUGUCGUAGUGCUGGCAUUAAGGUAAUCAUGGUAACUGGUGACCACCCAAUCACAGCAAAAGCUAUUGCAAAGGCUGUUGGGAUUAUCUCAGAAGGCAAUGAAACUGUUGAAGACAUAGCCCAACGAUUGAACAUUCCUGUAGAAGAAGUGAAUCCUAGGGAUGCAAAAGCAGCUGUUGUGCAUGGAUUUGAGUUACGAGAAAUGACCCUAGAUCACUUGGAUGAUAUUUUGAAGCAUCAUACUGAAAUUGUGUUUGCAAGGACCUCGCCACAACAGAAACUCAUCAUUGUUGAAGGUUGCCAACGUUUGGGAGCAAUUGUUGCUGUAACAGGAGAUGGUGUCAAUGAUUCGCCAGCUCUGAAGAAAGCUGAUAUCGGCGUUGCUAUGGGUAUUGCUGGGAGUGAUGUAAGCAAACAGGCUGCUGACAUGAUUCUGCUUGAUGACAACUUUGCAUCUAUUGUCACAGGUGUUGAAGAAGGGCGUUUGAUUUUUGACAACCUGAAAAAAUCCAUUGCAUAUACUUUAACCAGUAACAUUCCUGAAAUCAGUCCUUUUCUGCUGUUCAUUCUUGCCGAUGUACCACUCCCUCUAGGAACAGUCACAAUUCUGUGUAUUGAUUUGGGUACUGAUUUGGUGCCUGCUAUAUCACUGGCAUAUGAGCGCCCUGAAUCAGAUAUAAUGAAAAGAAGACCUCGUGACCCUCUGCAUGAUAAACUUGUAAAUGAGAGGUUGAUCUCUAUAGCCUAUGGACAGAUUGGUAUGAUCCAGGCUGCAGCAGGAUUUUUUGUUUAUUUUGUCAUUAUGGCAGAAAAUGGAUUCUGGCCAAAUAAACUACUUGGUAUUCGUAAACACUGGGAUUCAAAAGCCAUCAAUGAUCUGAAAGACUCUUACAACCAGGAAUGGACAUACUAUGAUCGUAAGAUUCUGGAAUACACCUGCCACACAGCAUUUUUUGUAUCCAUCGUGAUUGUUCAGUGGGCUGAUUUGAUCAUUUGUAAGACUCGCCGUAAUUCUGUUCUUCACCAAGGGAUGAAAAAUCAUGCUUUGAACUUUGGUCUAUUCUUUGAGACUGCCUUAGCUGCCUUCCUCUCUUACUGUCCAGGAAUGGACAAAGGUCUUCGGAUGUACCCACUAAAGUGA